UAAAAACCAAAACCCUCUAAAUUAACCAUGGUUUAUCAACCUCAAAUCCUAGAGCAAUUCUAUGAAGAAAAGGAACAAAACCCACUAAGCAAGUCAAUUCUUGUAGCCUCUAUUGCCGCCGGAGUACAGUACGGUUGGGCGUUGCAGCUGUCGCUGUUAACGCCCUACAUACAGCUACUCGGGGUCCCUCACAAAUGGGCUGCCUUCGUUUGGCUCUGCGGACCCAUCUCUGGCUUGCUCAUUCAACCCACCGUCGGCUAUUAUAGUGACCGUUGCACCUGCCGCUUCGGCCGCCGACGCCCGUACAUAGUUGCAGGUGCAUUCAUGAUCUUUGUCGCCGUCAUCCUCAUCAGUUUCGCUGCAGAUAUUGGGAAGGUUCUUGGUGACAGUCUUGAUCAAGGAAUGAAGCCUAUGUCAGUCACCAUCUUUGUACUAGGGUUUUGGGUGCUCAAUAUAGGAAACAACACGUUGCAAGGUCCUUGUCGAGCUCUCUUGGCCAACAUCUCCGGCAGGGACGAGACCAUGUUGAGGGUGUCAGACGCCAUGUUUGCGUUCUUCAUGGCCAUCGGAAACCUAUUAGGCUACGCCGCUGGUUCCUACAGUAAUCUCUACAAACAUUUUCCCUUUACGCAAACCGAAGCUUGUGAUGAUUAUUGUGCGAAUCUCAAAACUUGUUUUCUUUUCUCUAUUACCAUCCCGUCAAUAGUAACUACGUUUGCUGUCAUCUUAGUGAAGGAGGAACCGUUCGUGGCCCCCAUUGAGAACAACAUAUCGAUUGUGACUCUUGGGAAGGGUGAGGAGGCUGUAGUACCAACAGGGUUUUUCCAACAGUUUGCGUUAGCAUUGAAGAGCUUAUCAAAACCAAUGUGGAUACUACUACUCGUUACGAGCCUGAACUGGACCGGUUGGUUCCCGUUCUUGUUGUACGACACGGAUUGGAUGGGAAAAGAGGUGUACGGCGGCCGUGUUGGAGGGACUAGUGUUGAAAAAGAGUUGUACCAUGAGGGGGUUUCAGCCGGGGCAUUAGGACUAGUGUGGUAUGUCUUGACACUUGCCAUUACGUCGUUGGCUAUGGAGCCUCUAGUGCAAGUUCUCGGUGGCAUAAAGCAGAUGUGGGGGCUCGGAAACUUUCUGUUGGCGAUUGGCAUGGCAAUGACUGUGGUGAUCACUUACAUGGCUGAUCAUGCUAGAAGUGUCGCCGCCAUUACCGCUAGCACCGUUGGCAAUGCUAAUUACCUUGUGCCGCCACCACCCGAAGUCAAGUGGGCUUCUUUGUGUCUCUUCGCCUUGUUGGGUAUCCCACAAGCGGUGACCUAUAGCCUUCCAUUUGCUCUAACCUCCAUAAUUUCCAGCUCAGUUGGUGCAGGUCAAGGACUUGCUUUGGGCGUUCUAAAUCUUUCAAUUGUGAUACCACAGGUGGUGGUGGCUAUGGUGAGUGGGCCAUUGGAUGCGUUUUUUGGAGGUGGUAAUUUACCAGCCUUUGUGAUGGGGGGUAUUUCAGCAGCAUUACGUGGAGUCUUCAGCUUAGCCUGGCUCUCAACUUGA
Camellia sinensis is the source of this 1545-nucleotide messenger RNA. The record is from RefSeq and is a predicted model, not a curated record. NCBI's taxonomy places the organism in Eukaryota, Viridiplantae, Streptophyta, Magnoliopsida, Ericales, Theaceae.